Molecule: messenger RNA, 237 nt
Organism: Sphenostylis stenocarpa
Lineage: Eukaryota; Viridiplantae; Streptophyta; Magnoliopsida; Fabales; Fabaceae
Source: the annotation of a GenBank genome assembly
AUGCCUAAACAUCUAACAAGAAGCCGCAUGGUUACUUUCAGUUCUAGCACACUGCGUUAUAAAUUUUGGACGGUCUCAAAUGCAACUCUUGCUUAUUUGCAUGCACCAUUGGGAUUUAUCCCUUCUAAAGAUGUUGGUGUGGGCGUUGGACGCAAGUGGUUAAAGGCACAACUGAAGGGGAAGGUAAAUAAGGAAUGCUCAAGUAGCACAGCGUUGCGAGGUGAGAUCUGUGGGUAA